Molecule: messenger RNA, 411 nt
Organism: Trichosporon asahii var. asahii CBS 2479
Lineage: Eukaryota; Fungi; Basidiomycota; Tremellomycetes; Trichosporonales; Trichosporonaceae
Product: oligosaccharide transporter
Exons: 1
Coding region: 1-411 (136 amino acids)
Biological process (GO): dolichol-linked oligosaccharide biosynthetic process; glycolipid translocation
Cellular component (GO): endoplasmic reticulum membrane
Source: RefSeq, a predicted model, not a curated record
AUGAGCUUGAACGGCAUCCUCGAGGCAUUCCACACCGCCUCGGCGACACCGGCGCAGGUUGCAAAGCAGGCCAAGUUUAUGAUCCUCAGCAGUGCCACUUUCGUGAUCACCCUCCUUGCCCUUGUGAAAGGGCGGAUAGGCACGACGGAGCAGGCGCUCAUCUACGCCAGCUGUACCGCCAUGAUUGUCCGCAUUGUGUAUGCGUGGACGCAUGCUGUGCGCUUCCAGGCCGGAAAACUCGGGAUGCGCAGCGUACUUCCAGACCCCGCUAUUGCCUUCAGCCUGGUCCUCCUCGGUUGGGGUCUCCGAUUCGCCGCCGUCGAGGCGCAGAAACUCGACACGAUACGGGCCGUCGCCCUUGUCGUGGGCUGUGCGGGGGUCGGCGGCGUCUCAACCCUCAUUACAAUGUAA